AUGUCGCGCUGGGGUAGAGGCCGAAGCGGCAGUGUGGCUGUGCCGCUCGAUAGUGCCCUUUUUAGAGAGAAUAGUAACUGUCCUUCAGCCGCCCGUUCCGCGGGUACUGUGGGAAAGUGGGGAAUCACAAGUUUUACGUCAAUCAGGAGCGCUCCUUACGCUUUCCAAAGUAAUGUACACAAAAAGCCUGUUCAAGAUCAAAAUAGUCCAUUGACAGUGCCUGCAGUUGAAACAGAACAACCUCCUCCAAAGCCCAAAAAGUUUUUCAAAUCACGGAAUACUGAACAAUACCCACCAGUUCCACAAAUAACAUAUGCUCCUCCUGUGCUUCCUGCACCACUUUCACCAGAACAUACUACAAAAGAAAAGAAAACUAAAAGGGGUAGAUAUAAUAGAGAUUCAUCUUCACCUGAAUUGCCUCGACGUAAUUCAGAAAAAUCUCGAGGUAAAAAGUCCUCUAUUGCUACUAAAGCAGCCAGAAAAGAAGACCCUUCUGCUGAAAGUUCACAGCCGCCCAAUAAACGUUAUUUGGUACGGAAUCGUGAUAAAGUAAUAAAUUAUGCAGAAGAUGGUAGUAAUAGCCCCAUACCAGAAUUUUCUAGAUAUGAAUCAUUACAACCCAAGGUUUCUACUCCUAAAGCCAGUCCUCUUAUAGAGAGCCACUCACCGAAAGCAGUUGCUAGUUUGUCCCCUGCUAAAACAGAAGUUGUCAGUCCCUCUACUAGUAAAGAUAGUAAUGAAGAGAGAAAACCUCCUCCGAUAGUGCUACGCAUCUCAAAAGGCACUUCAAGAAUUGUAAGCACAGAUUCCAAUGAAGGUUUCACAUCUCCAGGGUCUGAUAGACAUUCUUCACUUGAUAAUCAUUCAGAGUUAGGGUUGGAUCACAAAAAGAGUCCAUCUAUGGAGGCUAUAUGUUCACCAAAGCAUGAAGGUCUUAAAAUAACUAUUAAAUGUUCAGGAUACAAUCAAGAAGGCAAGAAGGAAAAGAAAAAAGAUAAAAAAGAUAGUCACAAAUCACAUAAAAAACAUCACAAAGCAUCUUCUGAUGAUGAACCGCUUAAGAAGCCCAGUUCUCCGCAACCUGGGUCAGAAAAUUAUGAGCUGUAUAAUACACUUGCUUCCCCAGUACAUACACCAAUUCAAGAAAAGAAUUCCAAUAAGAAUAAGCAAAUAGAUCUAAUAGAGUGUCAAUUGGCUAAGUUAGACGCAACUCCAGAGGAGAAUGAAGUUAAUGAACCAGUUUUGGAACCCAAGACAUUGGAACCGUCAUCAGGGAGAUCCAGAAGAAAUAGACCUAAUGUUAACUACAAUGAAACAGAUGAUGAGGUAUACAAUAUAGCAGCAGGUCUGGCUAAACAAGCAACAAAGACUGUUAGUGACAUUAAAAGAGAAUCGAGGAAAACUAGAAAAAAGCAUGACCUAGUAGCAGAUAGUAUUGUUAAUGAUACACCUGAAGGUCCAUUAGAAACGGAAAUGCAAAGCCCAUCUGAAUCUCCCAUGGAACAUGACGAUUUGAUUAAUAUUCUCUCAGGAAAUGACACAAGUGACAGUAUACUGAAACUUAAACUAAAUAAAAAACAAAAACACAAGCAUAACAAACAUUCUAGUCCAGAAUUGACAGAGGUACCAGAUGGUAUUCUAAAUAAUGACUUACGGAAUAAAGAACAGCUAACAGAACAAGAACAUGUAGUUGAAGCUCCGCAAGAAGUGAAUGAAGUUUCAAAUCUAAUACAGACACAGUCCUCAGACUCUGCCUAUAAUAGUUGUCCCAAUGAACUCUCAGAAGAAGAGUCACAAAAGCUAUCUCAUGAUGUGUUCAAAUCGCCACAUUCAGAAGAUCAUAGUGAAGACAAACCAAGUGUCAAGCUAGUGAUCACUAAGAAAAAAGGUUCUAUAUUUAAAAGUAAAUCUUUAGGGAAUGAUGACCCUUCACCACUGCCUGCAAGAAAACGACGGCAUCUUUACAAACAUGAAUGGGCUAAUGAUAAGGGCAAUGAAACUCCUAGACCAGAGCGGCCUGAAACGACAGUCCAAAAUCCAGUUGCUCAGUUAUCUGAAGAGCUAACUAGAGUGACUCGGUAUAGGGCAGCUGACCCCAUCCUCGAUGAUCCAAUAUCUAAUGAAACUGUAAAACCUUACACUAGCGUAAAAUGUGCAAAGGAAGCAAAAGAGUACUAUACAGUUGUAAGAAAUGUGAAGAAGGCCCAUCAGAUACAAGAAAUUGGCGAAUUUCAAGAGUUUAAUGACGAUGUUGAGUAUCUUCUGGACGCUUUACAGGACAACAAUCCCAUGUCUACUCGCUGCCUGUCCGCUAUCACGCUAGCCAGUAAGUGCACCGCGCCGGCGUUCCGCAUGCAUUUGCGAGCACACGGCACCGUGCAGAAAUUCUUCAGCGCGCUGCAUGACGCCACCAAUGAUCAGAGCUUGGGGUUGUGUACAGCCACAGUGAUGUUUGUGCUCUCCCAAGAUCGUCUCAAUAUGGAUUUGGAUCGCGAGUCCCUAGAGCUCAUGUUGAAUCUUCUAGAGUCCGAUGCCUCUCACAAAAAUGCCUUGGACGAUUGCGGCCUAACGUCGGCACAGCUUGCCAAGACACAAGAAAGAGUACGAGAGUUAUGCGCUGAAAUCAAAAACCAAGGGAAGGCCAAACAUCUAGAUUUGGAUAACAUUACUGUCGGUCAUUUAGCCAUGGAAACUCUUCUAUCUCUAACCUCAAAACGAGCGGGCGAAUGGUUCAAGGAGGAACUACGGAACCUCGGUGGUGUGGAUCAUAUCGUGCGCACGAUACAAGACUGCGUAGAGCGUUUGCAAGCGCCGGCCGCUGUUUGGACGGAUGCGCACCUCGACGUGCUUAGGAAGGCGGACCGGUGUAUGAGAGUGCUUGAGAAUGUAACACAAAUGAAUGAAGCAAACCAGCAACACUUGAUAGGAGGCAACCUGGGCGCGGCAGGCACCUUGUCCACUCUACUGCGACGCUGUGUGACCGAGGCGCGCGCUCAUCUGCACUUACGCACUGCUCUACUCGACGCCGCUUUACCCGCCGUCAAAGUUCUGGUUAACCUAUCGCAUUCGUUUGGUGGAUCGACGUCGUCAGUGGGUGCUCAGGUGGUCGGCGAACAAUCUUCCGUGAUGGAAAUGUGUCUCAUAAUGUUAAACAACCAGGACAACUUCAUACCUGACUCCAACAACUUUGACUUCUGUGUCUGUGUGUUGAUGCUGCUUAUAAACCUAGUACAAAACAACGAAAUUAAUACCCAACGUUUGCUAAGUCUUCGGAUACGCGUUGAUCACGAGCAUGACGUCAUCUCGAGAAGCGUGUCUGCGUUGGACCUUAUUUUGGAUUUAUUCUACAAGAGAGUGGAACUUGCUAGGCGAGCUGAGGAGAACACAGAUGCCUUGCUGGAUGGCGAAAAAGAUGGCGACAGUGAUAAUAAGAAACAGCAAGACGACAUUGAUGAGACUGUCGCUAAAUUGUUGGCUCGAGCGGGUACGCACAUGGAGCAUACGAUGGUUGGCGCAUACAUCGCUCUCCUGGUGGGUAACAUGGCGGUGGUGUCACGCGCACACGCGGAUGCGGUGCGGGCACGUCUGCCCACAUACGCACCGCUUCUGCCUACUCUGAACAAAUACUACACCUUCCUGUCUCUCACUGCCAGCGCGGAAGCGGCGAUUGUGGCUCACGUGAAAUCGACUCACCGAAUAAUUCAAUUCAUGGAAGCCAGCGACAAAGAGAGCUUACCCGCUGAGCCGCCCGCUCCAGCGGCCCCAUACACUAGCGCUUACCCUAAUUACUAUCAAACGUCGCCGUCGGACGUCCCCCAAGAUAUGUCACUGAGCAACCUCAAUUACAGCAUGAAUUACAGUUCAUCCAGCUCCGACAGGAUGUCAUCGUCUAUGGGGGUCGAUGGCUACCACUGA
Leptosia nina is the source of this 3915-nucleotide messenger RNA. NCBI's taxonomy places the organism in Eukaryota, Metazoa, Arthropoda, Insecta, Lepidoptera, Pieridae. The record is from the annotation of a GenBank genome assembly.